AUUUCCACUCGAAAAAAAUCCUCUUCUCAAGCAAAGCUCUCACUUGAAGCAGGUGUCACGGGGUCAACCCGUCGCUAUUGGCAAUUUAUAUUCCGAUCUUAAAUUGCAGACAGCAUCGUAAAAGGUAGAAGCCAAUUCAGUUCUGAUCGCAUUGGAAAAUGGCGAAAUCUGGUGUUUUCGCAUCAUCUUUGCAAUUCCUCUUCAUCACCGCCCUCUUAUGGGUAUCAUUUUCCGUUCCAGUUGAUGCAAAAACCAAAUCACCUAAAGGUUUCGUUAAGAAGGCCAUCUCUUCUCAUUCCAUCGUCAUCUUCUCCAAAUCUUACUGCCCAUACUGUAGACGGGCAAAGGCUGUUUUUAAAGAGCUGAAGCAAGUGCCAUAUGUUGUUGAACUUGAUGAGAGAGAUGAUGGUGGAAACAUUCAAGAUGCCUUGAGUGAGAUUGUUGGUAGGCGUACUGUCCCGCAGGUAUUCAUUAACGGAAAGCAUCUGGGAGGCUCUGAUGAUACUGUCGAAGCAUAUGAAAAUGGUGAACUGGUGAAACUUCUAGGUAUCGCGACAACAGAAGAGGAAGAUCUUUGAGCUAGUAAUAGUUCAAAUUUUAGAUGACUGAAAUUAUAAAGUUGAUUCAGAUUUUAUCUGGCAACCAUUUAGUUGAAGUACAGUAGCUGAACAAUGUUGCUUCUUACUUUCUUGCUUUUGUACUCGCCCUCGAUUCCUUAUGAAAUGACUUUUAUUUAGUCUUCC
Molecule: messenger RNA, 743 nt
Organism: Olea europaea var. sylvestris
Lineage: Eukaryota; Viridiplantae; Streptophyta; Magnoliopsida; Lamiales; Oleaceae
Product: glutaredoxin-C4-like
Exons: 4
Coding region: 159-578 (139 amino acids)
Biological process (GO): cellular response to oxidative stress
Cellular component (GO): cytoplasm
Molecular function (GO): glutathione disulfide oxidoreductase activity
Source: RefSeq, a predicted model, not a curated record